AUGGACUUGUGCAGCUUGACGCGCGCCUCUCUGCUGGAGCACGUGGUGAGCUUCUUGGUGCCGGAUGAGUGGCGAGCAGGAUCCUCUUUGGCUCGGAUUUGCUUGAACCGGAUGGUGGCCCGGAUGGUGGAGAAGCCGGCCUACAACCACGAGUGCAUGGUGAUCAGCCGCAGUGCCCUGUCCCUGCUGUCCGCGUCUCGGAUCUGUGCGGUGCAGCUCGCGGAGCUCCGAGCCAGGAUCAACAAUUUCCAGCUGGAUCUCCACUUGUCCUUCAUUGGCGGCUGCCUGGAUCAGCUGGCGCACAGCGGCGCCGAACAUGCUGAGCUGCGAGCCUUGGCGAUCACGGUCGACAGGUUCAUGAUGGUGAGGGCGUCCUUUGGCCGUCAGCAUGCUCUGGAGCAGUCCAUGCUCCGGGUUUGGACGAGGAGGCGCGGUUCGAGAGUCCUGAACGAUGAUCAGCUCAUUUCAGCUGCGGGGCUGGAGCUGCUGACAAUGGAGCCUUUGGAGGUAGCUGUCGAGGAGGUCGUGGUGGACGGUGAGACCCGGUUCAGCGAGCUCCGCGCCCGCGUUCAGAUAGACAGCUCCUUGCCGGGCGCCAGUGAAAAAGAGACCCAGGUAUUUUGGCGGAUGAAGCGCGCCGCCGCGUUGUUCUUCGAGGAGCUCGCGCCGCAGAAGCGCCGCCUUCGCGCUGCGGGGGGGUUCGGGGCGCUGCCCCAGGGGGUGCUGGAAGAAAUCGUGGGCUACCUUUUGCCGGCCGAGUGGCUCGACGGUCGGGACCGGUUUGUGCAGCAGCGGCGCAUGGCCGGACGCAUGUUCGAAAACCUCGCCCACAACCACGAGGCGGCGCCUCUCGCGCGCGACGCGCUCGCCCUUCUCGGCAGCUGCCGGCUGCUCCGGUUCGACCGGCUCUACGCAAACGUCUACGUCUUUCAGGUCAUGCUCCAGCGAGUCUUCGUCGAGCACUGCCUCGAGCACCUCUUCCGGAACCGCUGCGCCCAGCACGAGCUCCGGAGCCUGCAAAUCACCCUGGAGAGAAUGGCCCCGGCCGCGGCCCGACGCCACGCCCUCGAGCAGGCGCUCCUGCGCCCCGCCGUCCGGGCCUCGACCUCCCGGCACCGAUGCAACCACCACGUCGCGCGGGGCGCCGGCCUGAACCGGGUCAGUCGCCAGCCCCUGCCGGGGAAGCUGGAGGACGUCGAGGUGGAGGACGGCGAGGUCCGCCGCCUCUUGGUGUAG
Symbiodinium natans is the source of this 1236-nucleotide messenger RNA. NCBI's taxonomy places the organism in Eukaryota, Dinophyceae, Suessiales, Symbiodiniaceae. The record is from the annotation of a GenBank genome assembly.